Messenger RNA from Rangifer tarandus platyrhynchus (Svalbard reindeer), 351 nucleotides. The record is from the annotation of a GenBank genome assembly. Lineage: Eukaryota; Metazoa; Chordata; Mammalia; Artiodactyla; Cervidae.
AUGGGGGAGAUGUUUUGCAGGCUGCUGCAUCUUAAACUGCGCGGCCACCGUUCAGAGGGGCGAUUGGCUCGGGUUUGGCCUCCACUGACACAAGCCCAAAGGGCUGAGGGCCGGGGCGGAAGUGCGGGAGCGGGAGGGCGCCCGCGGCUGGGGCGGAAGUGCCGGGCGCGGGGCGGAAGCGGCGACAGGGGCGGCGGAGGCUCUGGUGGGUCCCAGCGGUCUGGCGCCGGCAGGUGGGCGCUCGCGGUCCCCAGCCCGGAGCCGGUACGCGGGCGGGAGAGGAGGUCACAGGAGCUCCACGCUGUGCCGCACGCUGCCGAUUUCGAUUGUCAUUACAGGAAAUUUAAUUAA